CCAAACAGAGACGAUCUGUGUGCAGGGCGCCGUGUUUACAGCGAACACGGCAGACUGCAGACUGACCGGAGGAGACUCUGUGUACCUGUACAUUAAUCUGUCCAGCUCCGCUCCCCGAUCAGCUCUCUGUCGACGGAGGGCAUUAGACAGCAAACGGACUUGACCUGACCCAAAGCAAUAAGGUCAAAUACUCCAUCCACCGCUGAUAUGAAGGUGAAUUACUCCUACCACAACAACGCGGUGUGUAUGUGCAUGAUGAGCGGCUGAGGAGGAGGAGGAGGAGGAGGAGGAGAAGAAGAAGGAGGCUGCGGUCUGAAACUAGAUUUUAUCCUGGAUAUUUCGAAACAAACGUCGUGUCGUUCACCCAACGGGACUGCGUGUCGAUUUAAUAUGUCCCUGUAUGCCCUAGGCAGCCCAUUUCCAUCCCGAUUAUAAGGGGUUUUUUCACACGUUUUGUGCCUCCUGAGGAUCCUCCAGCAGCGGGACGGUGGACGCUUUUCCUCCAGAUAUGGAGCGUGAAGAUGCGGAUUACAGAGGAAUCCCCGCCGCUAGUUUAACCGCUCUGGUUUCAUUACACAAAUCAACGUGGUGUUGUUUUUGGCAGGAAUAAAAACAGAACUAUGAAUUCAUAUUUUCUAGACAGAGGAAUAAAUCGGUGAUUUUUGGGACUCCCACUAGGAAACGUGAGAAAGCUAUCCUGCUAGUAGCUAUUAGCUCCAUUAGCCGGCUAACUGCUAAAAGGUGCUGGCUGCAGAUUAAAAAGCUUUUUAAUAAUUCUGAGCAGGUUUUGCCCACGUUUCCUCCCCUCGACAUAUUUAUUUACAGGAUUUGGGAGGAUUUACUCAUCCAGGAAUGAGGUCUCGAACGGAAAGGAGCCGCUUGACCUUGUUUUGGGGUCUGAUGCUGGGUCUGUCGUCCUGCCUCCGGCCCGCCACCGCAGAGAUCUGUGGUCCCGGCAUCGACAUUGGAAACGACAUCACUGAAUUCAAGCGUCUGGAGAACUGCACAGUGGUGGAGGGCUACUUGCAGAUUCUCCUCAUCGGUGACAAAAACAACAACAACAUCAACCAGGAAGUCUUCCGCUCCCUCAGCUUCCCCAAGCUGACCAUGAUCACUGACUUCCUGCUGCUAUUCCGCGUGUCCGGCCUGGACAGUCUAAGCACGCUCUUUCCCAACCUCACCGUCAUACGGGGACGGAACCUCUUCUACAACUAUGCCCUUGUGAUCUUUGAGAUGACCAGCCUGAAAGACAUCGGCCUGUACAACCUGAGAAACAUCACCCGCGGCGCCAUCCGUAUUGAGAAGAACCCCGAGCUCUGCUACCUGGACUCCAUAGACUGGUCCCUUAUCCUGGACGCAGAGUUCAACAAUUACAUUGCAGGGAACAAGCAGUCCAAGGAGUGCAGCGACGUUUGUCCAGGCAUCAUGGAGAACAACCCUCAGUGCAGAAAGACCAUGUUCAACAACAACUACAACUACCGCUGCUGGAAUUCCAAUCACUGCCAGAAAGAAUGUCCAGAGAAAUGUGGACGGCGAGCGUGCACAGCGGACGGCGAGUGCUGCCAUCCUCAGUGUCUGGGCAGCUGCACGGUCCCUGGAAGUGACGCAGCAUGUGCAGCAUGCGCGCAUUACUACCACGAGGGACACUGCGUGGCCGACUGCCCUCCCGGGACCUACAAGUUCGAGGGCUGGCGAUGCAUCAGUGCCAAGCUCUGCUCCGAAGUCCUUCCCCCUGAAUUAAACAGCUACAUCAUCCACGGUGGAGAGUGCAUGUCUGAAUGCCCACAUGGGUACAUGCAGACCACACCCAACAGUAUGUUCUGUACAGCCUGUGAUGGUCUGUGUGAUAAAGUGUGUGAGGAGAAGGUCAUCGACUCCGUGGAUGCCGCUCAGUCUCUCAAAGGCUGCACUGUUAUCAAAGGCAACCUGCAUAUCAACAUCCGCAGAGGCCACAACAUGGUGACAGAGCUGGAGAGUUUCACAGGUUUGAUCCAGAGGGUAACCGGUAAUGUGCGGAUCAGACAUUCCCACACUCUGAGCUCCCUGGCCUUCCUCCGCAGCCUCAGAUACAUCGAUGGAGAAGACCUUCUGGACGACAUGUACGCCUUCUUGGCAGUUGACAACCAGCAGCUCCAGUAUCUGUGGGACUGGAAGCAGCACAACCUCACCAUCAAGGCCGGAAAGCUGUUCUUCAGAGCCAACCCCAAGCUCUGCAUGUCCGAGAUCCGCAAGAUGUGGGAGAAGACGGGCAUCCAGGGCCGCUUUGAUGAGAGCGCUUUCCGAAACAACGGCGACAGAGCCAGCUGUGAAAGUACAAUCCUGAGGUUUAAGUCCAACAGCACCAGCAGUACAAGGAUCAAACUGACCUGGCAGCGCUACCGUCCCCCUGACUACAGAGACCUCAUAAGCUUCAUUGUCUACUAUAAGGAGGCGCCAUUCCAGAACAUUACAGAGUUCGAGGGGCAGGACGGCUGCGGCUCCAACAGCUGGAAUAUGGUGGACGUGGAGCUGAGGCCAGACAAAGAGUCAGACCCUGGAGUUCUGCUGUCCGGUCUGAAGCCCUGGACGCAGUACGCUGUGUUCGUUAAGGCUAUCACACUCAUGGUGGAGGACAAACAUCUGCCAAGUGCCAAGAGCAAGGUGGUCUACAUUCGCACCAGCCCUUCAGCACCCUCCAUGCCUCAGGAUGUGCGAGCGUACUCUAACUCCUCUACACAGCUGGUGGUGCGUUGGUCGCCCCCUAUCUCACCAAAUGGAAACCAAACUUACUACCUGGUCAGAUGGCAGCAACAAGCCGAAGAUCGAGAGCUGUAUCAGCACAAUUACUGCUCUAAAGAGCUGAAGAUCCCCAUACGGAUCUCUGCCAUAGGUUUGGGGGACCAGGAAGAGGACACGAAGCCCACUAAACCGGAUUCUGACGGGCCGGACAAAGGUCCCUGCUGCCCCUGCCCCAAAUCAGUGGAGGACCUGGAGGCCGAAGCUGCUGACGCCUCCUACAGAAAAGUCUUCGAAAACUUCCUGCACAACUCCAUUUUUACACCAAGGCCACCAGAUCGCCGGCGUAGAGAUCUCUUCGGCAUAGCCAACGGCACUCACCCUCAUCCCCGCCGCAACCGGCUGCACUUCAACAGCAGCACCGUCCCUCCUCUCCAAGCCGCCGGUAACAGCAGCACUGUUGAUGCGGAGCCAGCCGACAGAGAGUUUGAGUUUGAGGAGCAAGCGGUGACGGAGCGGGAGCUGCAGAUCUUUGGCCUGCAGCCGUUCACAGUGUACCGCAUCGACAUUCACGCCUGCAAUCGUCAGGUUCAACGCUGCAGUGCAGCAGAGUUCGUCUUCUCCAGAACCAAGCCUGCAGAAAAGGCUGACGACAUACCCGGCCCCGUGAGCUGGGAGGGCCACGAGGACUGGGUGUUUCUGCGCUGGCCAGAGCCUCCUCACCCCAAUGGGCUCAUCCUCAUGUAUGAGAUCAAGUUUAAACUGGCUGCUGAGACCGAGAAGCACGAAUGUGUCUCUGGUCAGAUGUAUCAGGCCCAGCGGGGCGUUCGGCUGGCCAACCUCAGUCCAGGGAACUACUCAGUCAGAGUGAGAGCGACGUCACUGGCUGGGAACGGCUCCUGGACACACAAUCUGGACCUCUACGUGGCUGAACGAUAUGAAAACGUCCUCUACGCGAUGAUUUUUGUUCCUAUCUUCAUCAUCCUCAUCAUCUGCCUUUUAGUUUCGCUGCUGGUGGCCCUCAGCCGGAAAAGGAACAGUGACCGGCUGGGAAAUGGGGUUCUGUAUGCUUCAGUCAACCCAGAAUACUUCAGCGCUGCAGAAAUGUAUGUACCAGAUGAGUGGGAGGUGGCACGGGAGAAGAUCGCCUUGAGUCGGGAGCUCGGCCAGGGCUCCUUCGGCAUGGUGUACGAGGGCCUGGCAAAGGGCGUGGUCAAAGAUGAACCGGAGACCCGGGUCGCAAUUAAGACCGUCAACGAGUCGGCCAGCAUGAGGGAGAGAAUAGAGUUUCUCAAUGAAGCUUCUGUCAUGAAGGAGUUUAACUGUCACCACGUGGUUCGUCUCCUGGGAGUGGUGUCUCAGGGCCAGCCCACCCUGGUCAUCAUGGAGCUGAUGACACGAGGAGACCUGAAGAGUUACCUCCGCUCCCUCCGACCUAAAGAGCAACAGUGGUCGAGCCUGUCUCUCCCUCCUCUGAAGAAGAUGCUUCAGAUGGCCGGGCAGAUUGCUGACGGCAUGGCUUACCUCAACGCCAACAAGUUUGUCCACAGAGAUCUGGCAGCCAGGAACUGCAUGGUGGCGGAGGACUUCACUGUUAAGAUAGGAGACUUUGGCAUGACCAGAGACAUCUAUGAGACAGAUUACUACCGCAAAGGUGGUAAGGGUCUGCUCCCUGUCCGCUGGAUGUCUCCCGAGUCUCUGAAGGACGGAGUCUUCACCACCAACUCUGAUGUCUGGUCAUUCGGGGUUGUGCUGUGGGAAAUUGCCACUCUGGCAGAGCAGCCCUACCAAGGCCUGUCCAAUGAGCAGGUGCUCCGCUUUGUCAUGGAAGGAGGGCUGCUGGAGAAACCUCAGAACUGUCCUGACAUGUUGUUCGAGCUGAUGCGAAUGUGCUGGCAGUACAAUCCUAAAAUGCGUCCGGCCUUCUUGGAGAUCAUCAGCAGCCUAAAGGAUGAGCUGGACCCGUCUUUCAGAGAGGGCAGUUUCUUCUACAGCGCCGACAACAAGCUGCCCGACGCUCCGCAGCUCCACCUGGACAAGGUGGACAACAUGGAAAAUAUUCCCCUGGAGCCUCCUUCUUCCUCACAGUCACAGCAAACCCCAGCUCCCCAACAGACCCCACCCUCCCCGAGCUCAGAGGCUCCACCCGCCUCCUCGUUAGCCCCCAGCUCCCCCUCCUCCCCCUGCACGUCGACCGCCGCCACGGACAAGCAGCCCCCCGGCCAGCCGGCAGCCAACGGGCUAUCGGGGGCCGGCCUCGCGACGGCAGGGUCAGGGGCGUCUCGGCCGUCUCUGGACGAACUGCCGCCGUACGCGCACAUGAACGGAGGACGCAAAAACGAGCGCGCCAUGCCCCUCCCACAGUCCUCUGCCUGCUGAUUGGACAGAGACACACACCAGACUGCAAACCCUGCCACCUUCUGAUGUCUCAGUGGGUGGUUGUUUUUUUUUUUGUUUUUUUUUAAUACAUACAGCAAAACCAUGUCCACCAGCUGGGUGUGGCUAAUCAGUGAGGAGAAAAGACUCGCUGGAAGGUGGAGAAAACUGUCACUAAGUCCAUGUUCUGCUGUACCUCCACACACCCUUUUCAUAUUAUUCUAGUUUUGGUUUCUACCAGCUGGCUGUCAGACGUGACACUGCCCUCGCUGCUGAGUGGGAAGACCAACAAAAACGGUAAAAGAAAGAAAAAGAAAAAAAUUAUUUGGGGGAGAUCUCUCUCUCUCUCUCUCUUUAUGGCUGAACUUAUUUUAUAAAUUGUCGUUUGUUACUUUUUUAUAUGUAUUUUCAAAUGGGAAAACAAUAUGUGUAGGCCUUUAUAAAUGACCGGCGCUUUGGUCGCUUUUGAGCGGGCAUUAUGGUGAAACUGUUAAGCAUAUCUAAUGAAGAAGCACUUCAGAGAGGUCAGCGGCGGUCGUUCAGUAGUCUCGUUGUUCUGCAGGCUGGGUGUCAGCGUAAUGCCGGGUCAACAGCCGAUCCGCUGAAACAAACAACCAGAGGGAGAAAGGUCAGAUCUGCCAAAUUUGUUGCCAAAAUUGUACUUUUUGUCAAAUUCUCUCUUCUGCAGUCUUGCCCUGUAAUUCUCCAACACACCAGACUGAAAAUUGAAGCAACAAAAAGCACUUUGAUCUGCUCAACAUCAUUCUUAUAAUCUGUUUUCGAAGGAAUAUUAAAGGGACAGUUCAUCCCAAAAUCAAAAAUAUGUGUUUUUCUCUUACCUAUAGUGCUAUUUAACAAUUUAUUUUGCUGAAUAUUGGAGAAAUCAGCCGUAGGGAUGUUUGCCUUCUCCCAAAUAUAAUGGAACUAUAUUGCACCAUUGGAACAGGCUAACACCUUUUUGUCAGAUGACAAAAACAACUGCAAUAAACAAUAUUAUUGUUACUUCAAGACCAAUUUAUGCCACUGAUAGCAUGAUAAUAUCAUAGCAUAAUUAUGCAAGUAGACCUUUCAAAGAGCUCUGAACUUUUACUUCUUAAGAAUAUUUAGACAAUGGAAGUGAAAAGUAUUAAAACAUCCAAAUGAAAAAUAAAAUAAAAUGAAACCACACGACUAAAACAAAAAAAAAAAUUGUUCCUGCCAAUCCAGUUCUUCAUUGGUUAGGACCUAGCAAAGUUUUUCUUUUUGGCUUAGGUGCUGCACCAACGUUUUAUAGUGGUUGGAAAAGUCUAGCGGAUUAUUCUGGCACAAUGUUUUCUGACGUAAACAAACACACUUAAACACAAUGGGCGAUAUUGUACGAUAUAUAGACAUCUCUAUGGCCGAUAUUUCCAAUCACCAAAACAACUGAGAUUGAUAAAUAGCACUACAGGUAAGAGAAAUAUAGUUUGUUUUCAGAUUUGGGUGGGAUGAACUGUCCCUUUAACUUCCCUCUACAGUCCUACACUACUACACUACUACUACAGCUACUGCACUCUAUCUAAUCGUGGACCUUGGUUUUAUCAGUUUAACUGAAAUUGAGCCACAUCCUCUCACAAAGUGCCGUUCCGUUACGGUUUAAACGCCAAAUCCAAUUAUUAAAGAAGCAAAAAAUUUAAAAUAAAAUCCUUGAAGCGAGGACUGCGGAGGGAAGUGUAUAAAGAGGAAAUCAAACGUGGUCUCUCGAUCAGUUCAGAGGCGUCCUCUUUGUUGUAUACAAACAGGUA
Molecule: messenger RNA, 6854 nt
Organism: Centropristis striata (black sea bass)
Lineage: Eukaryota; Metazoa; Chordata; Actinopteri; Perciformes; Serranidae
Product: insulin-like growth factor 1 receptor
Exons: 21
Coding region: 853-5094 (1413 amino acids)
Biological process (GO): regulation of JNK cascade; positive regulation of phosphatidylinositol 3-kinase/protein kinase B signal transduction; multicellular organism development
Cellular component (GO): membrane; axon; insulin receptor complex
Molecular function (GO): ATP binding; phosphatidylinositol 3-kinase binding; insulin receptor substrate binding
Source: RefSeq, a predicted model, not a curated record